AGAUAGAGCACGCAGAGCAAAUAAGUAAGCCACUCGGAUGUUUAUAAGCUCGUUGAUGUGCUGAGCACUUUAAGCUCAGCCUGCUCUUUGACACCGAAACGGGCUUAACGCAGAGCGACAGCGGAGCACGGUAGCAAACCACAAGCACACGCACACACACAUACACAUAAAACACGCACACAAUUGCAUUAAAAUCGUCGGCUAGUAUGUGUUAGUGAGUUCCGUCAGCUGUGGCGGCUUUACACACACCAGCGCGUCGGCAAGCACAGCGCGCACUAACACAAGCGCACCGCGAACAAGCCACUCAAUUGCCGGGCAAACAACUCAAAACUCCACGAAACGACGCGUUAUGCUGCCUGCCGCUUGCGCGCCCAUAUGUGUACGUUUUCCAUACAUCUUUUUCAACGUGCCUUUCUAUCAGCGUCCGCUGGUGCUCGCAAUCUACUAAACAGUUUUAAUUUUCUAUUCGAAGUGUACGCUUUGUGCCGCGGUGCAACGGCGUAAUUACAAAACACCAUACAGAAAGUGUGUUCAAACGAACAGCCAAACGGUUGGACCAAGUGUCUCAAGCCAAUCAAAUACACAACAGCAACAACAGGGGCAGGCAGAGACAGACAGGCCCCCCACCGACAAAUGAAGUGCUAGUGUGCGAAUGUUUAUAGUAAAUCAACAACAGCCAUAAAGUUUCAAUAAUAUUCAGUGAAUAUUCCAUAUAAUAAUCUAAACAAAACGCUGUGCGUGUCACUACUUUGCCCCGCCGUCAGGAAAUUAGCGAGGUUAAAUCAAGAGAAUCAAAAAAGUAAAAAUAAAAAAACGAAAAAAGCAAGAUAAAACAAAGCCAUGCAAUUUAUCGCGAAGUAAACAAUUUUGUGUUGUGUGACAAUUUGAGCAAAAGCGAAAAUGUUUUGCAAUUUGUUUAGGGCAAAUGCAUGAUGAAACUCUGAAUGAAAAAAGCUGUGUGUUAGGCGCGUAGAAAUUGAUUUCCGUAAAUCACCAAACUACUGAUCGUCACUGCCAUAAUAAAGAGCAACGAGCCACGGUAACGUCAAUGCGCCGUGAAAGCAAAAUUGCGUGGAAAGAAAAGUAAAACAAAAAACAAUACAAGCGAGUACUAAAAAUCUGCAACGAAAGUAUUACCAUUGCAAGCGCCUACUACCAAACUACUGCCUUUUAAUCGUAACGUAACAACAUUCCCGAAAUAACGGUACACCGUUUUUUUUUUUUUACUUUGCGUUGUACAUAAGUAAUAAACCGUCAAAAUGUUUGAUGUAUUCGGCUCCGUUAAGGGGCUGCUGAAGAUCGAUCAAGUCUGCAUCGACAACAAUGUCUUUCGCAUGCACUACAAGGCGACGGUGAUCAUAUUGAUCGCCUUCUCGCUGCUCGUCACUUCGCGUCAAUAUAUUGGUGAUCCGAUCGAUUGUAUUGUCGAUGAAAUUCCACUUGGUGUUAUGGAUACCUAUUGUUGGAUUUACUCUACAUUCACUGUACCGGAACGUUUGACCGGCGUUACGGGUCGCGAUGUUGUGCAACCGGGCGUCGGUUCGCAUAUUGAUGGCGAGGAUGAGGUGAAAUAUCACAAAUACUAUCAGUGGGUAUGUUUCGUGCUCUUCUUCCAGGCCAUUAUGUUCUAUGUGCCACGCUAUUUGUGGAAAUCAUGGGAAGGUGGUCGCCUAAAAAUGCUGGUGAUGGAUCUGAAUAGUCCCAUUGUGAAUGAGGAGUGUAAAAAUGAUCGUAAAAAGAUAUUGGUCGAAUAUUUCUCUAACAAUUUGAGUCGUCACAAUUUCUAUGCAUUCCGUUUCUUCGUUUGUGAGGCAUUGAAUUUCAUCAAUGUUAUUGGACAAAUAUUCUUUGUGGACUUCUUUUUGGAUGGUGAAUUCUCUACAUACGGCAGUGAUGUAUUGAAAUUCACCGAAAUGGAACCGGAUCAACGUGUCGAUCCGAUGGCGCGUGUCUUUCCGAAAGUCACUAAAUGUACAUUCCACAAAUAUGGUCCAUCCGGUUCGGUGCAAAAGUUCGACGGACUUUGUGUGUUGCCACUGAAUAUUGUCAAUGAGAAAAUCUAUGUCUUCUUAUGGUUCUGGUUCAUCAUUUUGAGCAUAUUAUCUGGCAUUUCAUUGGUUUAUCGUAUGGCUGUUAUUAUGGGACCUAAACUACGUCAUUUGUUGUUGCGUGCCCGUUCCCGUUUGGCCGAUAGCGAUGAAGUUCAAGCUGUGGCAACUAAAUGCAAUAUCGGUGAUUGGUUCCUGCUGUAUCAGUUGGGCAAAAAUAUCGAUCCAUUGAUCUAUAAGGAGGUGAUAGCGGAUUUGGCGCGUGAAAUUGGCGAGCAUUCGAGCAGCAAAGAACAAUUCGCCGCUUAGUGGCCGCAAAUGGCCACUUCUUUUGUGCGAAUAGCAACGUGAGUGCCACUGAAUACUAAACGUAAGAUGCUUCAACAUCCUCCAGCAGCAUAUACAUGCAAGCCACAUACAUACAUAUCUGCAAACAGCUGCAAACAACCGACACACAAACAUACAAGACGCACAUAAAAGUAAUAAGUAGAUUACACAAAAAACACGAUACCACACACACACACACACACAUAAUUCUCAGUCAUUUGUACACACAAAUACACACACAGGCAGACAUGAGAUGAGAUUCCUUUGCAAAACAGCCACAUAACGGUAUGCCACAGCAUGCUCUACACACUAACUUAUGUAGGUGCAGAGCUGCACUGUGACAUGCCUAAAUAAAAUUAAUACAAUUUAUAAAAUAAAUAAAUAUUUUACAUAUUAAUUUCGAUAAAAAAAGACGCGAAUUUUACAUAUUUCUACUAUAGUAUGUAUGCAUGUAUACAAAUGUUUUAAGGGUUAAGAAAUAAUUAUACAUAACUAAAGAUAACUGAGAUUGGGAGGAAAAACAACAAAAAAACGCAAAGUCUACAAAAUAUCGAGAAAAGAAAUAAAAAUAAAAUGCAACAACAACACUCCAUUAAAAUUAAUGCCUAGAAAUCAAAAUGCGCAAAGUUAACAUUCUACAAAACAAAAACAAAAACAAAAAAAUUAACUCUAAAAUUCAGAAAACAAAAUAUUAUUAAAACAAAACAGAUAAAAGUGAAUUGAGCUUAUGACUUUCAUAUCUAUUAGUUUUUUUUGCUAAUGAGAGUAAAAAUAAGUUUAACAAAAAGCAAACACUGAAACUAUACAUUUUCAUAUACACUUGCAAGAAACAAAAAUGAAAAUGAAAAAGGAAAAUAAAAAUAAAAAAGGAAAAAGAAAAAAAAGUUGAAAAUAUUUAAUGAGCAUUCAAUUUUUUUUUAUAAACAUAUUAAAAUAAGAGUUGUGAUCAUUGAUUAAGAAAUUUAAUAUUAUUGAUACUGAUAGCGUUUUACUCGUAACGGCUGCUGAACGCGGCGCGAAUGUUAGGGUAAAAACAGUUAAUGCUUAUAAAGACAUUUGCAAACACAAACACAUACACGAUAAUAAUCAUCGUCAUAACAACAAUUCUAAAACUACUAAGCAAAGUACAUAACAUAACAGCGAACUACUUGACGGCGAAACGCAUACUGCUUCUACUACAUACAAACAAGAAAACUGCUUAUUGAAAAUUAUAUUUUUAAAUUAAAUUAAUUUAAUUUUUUUAUUUUGUAAUUUUUUUUUCGUAAAUGUAAGCGAUUUUAUUUAGCAUACCUUUUUUUUAUAAUUUAAUUAAAGAAAAAAAUAAUAGUUUCAUAUUUAAUUUUAGCGCAAUUUUUUGAUUUUUUGUUUUAUAAAAAAUGUACGAAACAUGAUGAAAGUGAAGCGAAUUCAACUAAUUUUUUUUUGAGUAGAAUUUUAGCUUAUAAUCUCUAUUACAUAAGCACGGAAAAAUAUGAUUUUUUUCGUAAUUAGCCAGUAAGCGCUUUAAAAAUAAUAUAUUUGUAUUUACUUUAAAAUUUAUUUUACUUUUUUUAGUUGUAAUUUUAAUUAUUUGACAUACAUAUAAAUUAAUAUAUAUAAAAAGAAAGACUCAGAAGCAAUAACGGUAAAUAUAUAUGUAUAAGAAUGUAUAAAGGCGACGAUAUAACAAAAAAUGUGGGUAGCAUGCAAACCAGCUGGCCUUGUUUUUAUAGCAAGCGCAAGCUGAGAAGUGCGAAUUUUGGAGAUAUGCUAUUUUUUGUUAAUAGAACGAUAAAUACAUUUUAAAUAUACACAUAUACAUAUAUUUUUAGAUAAUAAUUAAGUUAAUUAUUAUGAAAGACGAACAUUUGAAUAAAGAAGAACAACUGAAUUUCAAUACUAAA
Bactrocera oleae (olive fruit fly) is the source of this 4258-nucleotide messenger RNA. RefSeq names its product innexin 2 (gene Inx2). Lineage: Eukaryota; Metazoa; Arthropoda; Insecta; Diptera; Tephritidae. The record is from RefSeq and is a predicted model, not a curated record. Gene Ontology annotation, biological process: phototransduction. Gene Ontology annotation, molecular function: gap junction channel activity. Gene Ontology annotation, cellular component: gap junction; plasma membrane.